UUAUCACGGCCCUCUUUUCCGACUUUUCAUUUCUUUGAUUCCUUAGAUUCCUUAUGAUACCGUCGCCUUGAAGCUCUUACGGGAUUCGCACUUUCAGCCAUACCAGGAGACUAGGCAGGUUAGCAGUUCUCCACAACUCGGUAUUUUAUCGCGCCCGUGGACCCGUUCAAUUUUACCGUACGAUAACUUACCAUUCUACCAACUUAGCAUUCUGCUCGUGGGCCGCUUGCAUUGUACAUAUCACCUCAAUAUCUUACACGACACGAUCUUGGACAUUCCUUGUUUCAGCCUACGAGUUCCUGCGAAAAGGGCUCUAGGACUCAAAACACGAAAGACCGGGAACCCGGGGACCUGGAGGCCCAGCAGCAAAGUCCUCCGCCUCCGACCAAACGCCAUUUAGAAGAUAGCAAUGCUGCUCUUCUCCUCUCAUCCGACCAGCACCUUCCAUGCAGUCUUCCUCACAGCCAUCCUCUAUGCCGCGUUGCUUUCGAGCAACGCGCGCGCCGUUGCUGUCGCGAGCACCGUCACCCUGACCGCCUCGACGGUGACAGCCACCGUGAAACCGACGCUCAGCGCGUCGGACGCGCACACGUACAAUUCCGACUCGGACUUUAAAAACACCAUGCUCGACUCGCAGAAUUCGUAUCGCUCCGAACAUAGCGCGUCGGCGCUGUCAUGGAAUAACACCCUGGCCCAGACGGCGCAGAAAUGGGCCAAUAAGUGUCUCUGGAAACACAGUGGCUACGGCGACGGCGAGAACCUCGCCGAAGGAUUCGCCAACACGACACUGGCCGUGCAGGCGUGGGCCGAUGAGCGCAGCGACUACAACUACAACAAGCCCGGGUUCUCCGAGAAGACGGGCCAUUUCACGCAAUUAGUCUGGGCGGCAACGAAGUCUGUCGGGUGCGGACGCAAGUCCUGUUCGAGCGGUUCCAAGUCCGACGGUGCCAAUGGAUGGAUCAUCGUAUGCGAAUACUGGCCCCCCGGCAACGUCGCAGGGGAAUACCAGCAAAACGUACACAAACAAUCCAGCAGCAGCAGUAAUAGCAACAGUAAUAGCCAGCAUGUACAAGGCGGCGAAAGCGGCGCCGGCAGCAGAGGCGUAUCCUGGGCCGGCCUAGUCGUCGGCCUUGCGGCAAUGAUGUUGAUGAAUCAAUGACCUGCAUACUUGCGUACUUGCAUACUUGCAUACUUGUAUACUUGUUUGGCUUUACGCUUUCCACUUCAUGCUUCAGAGUACUCUGUACUGGAGUCCAAGGAAAAAAAAAGAAACGAAAAAAAAGGGGAAGGUGGGAUGGUUCGUUACGUUCUGGAAUGAUACGCAAUACCCAAUACACAAUACCCAAUACCCAGUAUUCACGAAACGUACCUAUACAUUUCAUUACUUCAUUUUCAUAUUUCAUAGUUCAUACCUUAUACGAAGGUAUUCGUAUAUAGACUACAUGUAAGACGACUAUAUAGUAUACAAACAUAGUAUCCCA
Messenger RNA from Xylona heveae TC161, 1481 nucleotides. RefSeq names its product PR-1-like protein. The coding region runs from base 410 to 1159 and encodes 249 amino acids. The record is from RefSeq and is a predicted model, not a curated record. Gene Ontology annotation, cellular component: extracellular region. The transcript is spliced from 4 exons. Lineage: Eukaryota; Fungi; Ascomycota; Xylonomycetes; Xylonales; Xylonaceae.